AUGAAUCAAACCUCGCUUGCUCUUCAACAAAUCAAGAAAACAAAUCCAUAUUUCAGCGGGAAAAUGUCUUGUUCAGAAUUUAUUGAAUUAAAUGGCUUUUAUUCUCGUCCAAUCACCGCAAUAGAAUACAAUUAUACCAUAGCAUUUACUAUACUCGCAUAUAAACAUUUUUAUCAGUUUCAAGUUCUUUUGAGAACUUUGUAUAGCCGCUCAAAUUUUCAUUGUAUUCAUGUUGAUGUUAAAGCACCUAUCAUAAUGUAUAAAUAUGUCGUUAAACUGAGUGAAUGUUUAGAAAAUGUGUACUUGUCGCCAGUUCGAUUGACGGUAAGAUGGGCGGGAUUUUCGAUUCUAGAGGCCGAACGUUCCUGUCAACUAUUAUUGUUAAAUAAAGAGAAAACAUGGAAAUAUUACAUGAAUUUAGCUGGAACAGAAUUACCAUUACAAACAAAUUAUGAACGAGCAAAUAUUCUCGCUUUAGGUAAUGGUUUAAAAAAUGAUAUAACAUCAUACAAAAACACUCAUUUAUACCGUCACGCUAUGAAACUUCAUCCACCUCCGGAAAAUGUCACCUUAUGGAAAGGUGAAUUUCAUGUUAUAUUAACUCGAAAAUUUGUAGAAUACCUACACACAAGUCCACUAGCUCAGCACUUAUACAUUUAUUUGAAUGGUACCAAUGUGCCUGAUGAACAUUUCUACUCGUCCCUUAACCGUCGACCAGACUUUCCCGGUUACUCAUGGAAAAGUUAUUCAAAUCUUCGUUUGUUAUCGCAUUAUAAGGUAUGGAUAGAAACACAGCGGCAUAUGUGUAAAUCACAAAUAUUUGGUCGAGGUGAACUUUGUCAAUUCACCUACAAAGAUCUGACACAUGUUAUGGAAAGUAAAAGAUUAUUUGUAAACAAAUUUAAUCAAAAUGUCGAUUUAAUUGGUAUUGAUUGUAUUGAACAAUGGUUAAAAGUUAAACAGUAUUCCCCGAACAAAAUUAGAAAAGAAGAUUACAGACAAUUUCCAUUUUUUCAACAGAGUAAUAUGAGUGAAGUACAGGACAAAGAGGAAGAAGAAGCGCUAGCAAAAUUAACAGGAAAAAUCUAG
Didymodactylos carnosus is the source of this 1089-nucleotide messenger RNA. The record is from the annotation of a GenBank genome assembly. NCBI's taxonomy places the organism in Eukaryota, Metazoa, Rotifera, Eurotatoria, Philodinida, Philodinidae.